CUGGCUCAGAGUCCAUUUCCAUCACUGGAAUCUAUGGAAGGAGAGAGGGAGGAGGAGUGAACUGGAAGAAUGGCUCAGUCAGGCAGUCAGACAGGGCAGCCCUGCUGUAUUUCCCAGGCUGCUCUCUGUGAUGCAGGCAGGAAGGUUGUGUGUAUUCACAGGCCCCACCUCCUGAGGCUCUGCAGCUGCUAGACUGGACACAAAAGGGUGAGAGACACUGGUACGUUUGCCACUGCUGCUUUGCACCAAACUCCCCGCCUUUCCUCGUUCCUAACCUGGAGCAGAUGAUCCCACGGGGGCAGCCGCCUGGGACACACCUGUACUUAAAUACCAGGGUCACUUACCCUGAAGUCAGCUUCAGGCUGAAGGAUCCUGAAAGCAGAUAUUCAGAAGCAGAAGUGGAAAAUGGCAAGCAUAGAAUGCUCUGAGACACGGGACCAGGAGUACCCCAGCAGCAGUUUGGCUCAGGGAUCCUAUGAGGACAGAAAGAGGACCACGAACACAUGGUGUGAAAAUGAUGAUGGCGAUGAGGAGGAGGAAGCUGAGGAAAGCGACAGUGAUCAUUUUGGGAGCGGCAUGCAGAAAGACCAAGAUCCGGUGUCCAGCAGCUCCAUGCCGAGGGAGAGCAAGGCAGAGGACCUUCUGUGUGAGGAAGACGAGGUCUUUUAUGAGACUUUCACCCUUAUCAAUGCCAAUGGCGUGGCCAAGAAGUUGAACAUGAUGGUCAGUCUUCGCACCAAGAGUGAUGAGGAUGAUGAGGAAAGCAGCAAGGAGACGUGUCAGAAGUGGCACAGCCGGCCAGUGAGGAAGCCUGCUGUUCUUCGGCGCAGCCCGCAGGGCAUAAAGCACUUUGGCAGGGUGCUGCCAAGCUCAACGGAGUACGUGGACACUGUGGUUACCCUGGACAGCGAUUUGGACGACCCAGCCAGGGACAGCCUGCCGUGCAAUGGCAUGGAAAGCAUCAAGAGCUACAUGACCAGGAAAGUAGAGGGAGGGGUGUUCCCAGGAAAUCCAAGUAUGGACUUCAGCAAGCCAGGGGGGAGCAAAGAGCUUCCCCUGAAAAGAAAGAGAGGGGUGAAGUGGCUGAACCCGAAAGCUGCCAACAAGCCAGCAGAGAUAGCGGGCAGUGUCGGGGCCCUGAAAGCAGCCACGGUCAGGAGGGUCAGGAUUGGGGCACAGCAGGUGGGCAGCAGCGAGGUGGAGGAGCGGCCUUACAAAUGCAUGCAGUGUGGACGGGCCUUUAAGAAAUCCAGCAACCUCCUGAGCCAUAUCGACACGCACAGUGGGGCCAAGCCGUAUGCCUGCGAGCUGUGCGGCAAGGCCUACUCACACCAGGGUACCCUGCAGCAGCACAAGCGUUUGCACACAGGCGAGCGCCCCUACAAGUGCCCGUUCUGCGUCAAGGCCUACACCUGGUCCUCGGACUACCGUAAACACAUCCGCACGCACACCGGCGAGAAGCCCUACCAGUGCCUGGACUGCGAGAAGGCCUUUGUGCGCUCCUCGGACCUGCACAAGCACCAGCGCAACAUGCACAGCAACGACAAGCCUUUCCCCUGCCAGGAGUGCGGCAAGACCUUCAACAAGCCACUCUCGCUACUGCGCCACCAACGCACCCACCUGGGAGAGAAGCCUUUCCGCUGCCCUGACUGCGGCAAGGAGUUUGCCGUGGCCAGCCGCAUGGUGGAGCACCAGCGCAGCCACACAGGCGAGCGGCCCUACUCCUGUGCCGUCUGCGGCAAGUCUUUCACCAAGUCCUCCAACCUCUUCGAGCACCAGACGCUGCACACUGGUGAGCGCCCCUUCAAGUGCUCGGAAUGUGGCAUGGCCUUCGCCCAGUCCUCGCGCCUCAGCCGCCACCAGCGCAUCCACACCGGCGAGCGGCCCUUCGCCUGCGCCGAGUGUGGACAGGCCUUCGCCCGCUCCUCCACCCUCAAGAGGCACCAGCAGAUCCAUAGUGGGGAGAAGGCCUACCUGUGCUCAGACUGCGGUAAGGCCUUCCGCCAUGCCUCGCAGCUUACCCAGCAUAUGCGGGCGCACACAGGGGAGCGGCCCUACCAGUGCACCCAGUGUGCCAAGGCCUUCACUCAGUCCACCCACCUCAUCCGCCACCAGGCCAAGCAUGGUGCCAGCAAUGGGGAGCCGUUCUCCUCUUCCGACGAGUGAGUCCCUCCCUAGUGGGGCAGCUGACACCAGGCACUCAACACACCUGUCUGCUGAGGGGCCAUAUGCAACAGACCUGGGCUUCAUCGGGUAGAGCAAAUAUGAGAGAGGGUUUGUACACAACAUGGAGCAGGCACCGCUCUCUGACCAAGUUGCUUGUUGACUAGGGGAGGAGAUCUGCAAGUACUUAUCUUCAUAAAUGUACACGAAAGGACCCAACCAGAGCCCUCCUGUGACAGGGGAUACAGACGAGGAGAGAGAUUAUGAAGAAUACAUCCACCUUGUCAUCUGUCCAGGCACCAAGUUCAGCUGUUUACCAAGAUCUUCCUGCUGGACAAAAGUUCAAAAGCACAUCCCAAACUGAUUGACACUCCAUAGCUGUUGCUCCUUCAUGGGCCCUCAUGCCAAUUCCUGCUGCCCCUUCAAGUGUAGUUCUACUCUGAAAAGGGACUAGGUAAGAAAAUGGCAGAUCCGCUCCCAGUACAUGUGUUCAGAGUUGCAUCUGACACAACACUGCUUUUUACUCCUGUUUGCCCUGCAGAGCCAGCUCAGCUAACGGAGUGUGAGCUGGAGUCUAUUCCUGCUUGUGUGUCCUUAAGAGAAUGGUUAAUGAAGAGCUGUCUACAUGUAGAAAUCAUACUGGUUUCACUAAAUAGAUUUUAAAAUAUACUUUUGGUUAAAGUGAUGCAAGACAAAACAUACAUUCCAUGCAGUUCAUGUGAAACACGUUGGAAGGAAACAGGAUGGAAUAGGGAUCACUUAGGGCAUGGUUUACAUGUAGAGUCUCUAUUACUGGUGAUGAUGCAGGAGAAGGAAAAAACCCUUCUUGAUUCUCAGAGCCCAGGUUGCAUAUGCAGUUCUGUCAGCUACAAAAUAUAUCUUAUUACUUGUAAGUUGUAGACAAAUCACUCACAGAAUGUAAAUAUGGAACCCAACGAUGUCAUUUUUAGAGAUCCCUUUGUCAGAGCAUAACUGCACUUUGAGAUAUUAUAAUCUCCGUAAUGAGGAGUGGCCAGCCUGUCAACAAACAGCUUUCCUGAAAUACCUCUCAUAUGAUACCAUGAAAAACAAAACAAACGUAAUUCCAAACAAAUAUAUGUACUGUGGGGUACUUACAAAUGAAGGCACUGGCAUCAUUCCCUUCUUACUGGCCUGUUGCUAGGAAAAGGAUGAAAGCACUUUUUAAAUGGGGUUGUGCUGGCCACGGCUGGCUGAAUUAUUGACACUGUACACAGUGAUUUUCCAAUAACUGCAGAGAUACUGGGUUGCAAAUGCACAACUGAUCAGUUUUUGUCUCGUCUUGCGUCUGAUCCUGCACUGCUGAAGCUGAUGAGUGUUUUUGCCAGUGGGAGCAGGAGCAACCCCCCACUGCUCAAUUCUGCACGUGAAGUAUUCAUAGCUCCAGAUAGCUCUGCUUUAAAACAUCUGUCUGUCCUCAAGACUUUCCAGCAAGCGGCAUCCCAAUUAAGCAGAAUUAGCUUCCUGAUUAAGCAGCAGUCCCAUUCCUUGCUGUUUUAUUACCAGUUGGCAUCAGUCGGUUCCCUAAUUACGCAGACUUAACAAAGUCAACUUUCUUUUAUUGUCUCUCUCUCUCUGUUGGUGAAGCUAGCUUUCUGAAUGUGAACCAGUCUUUCUGAGUCUGCAGACAGCCAGCUCCAAUGUCUCUGCUGCUGCUCAAAAACUUUACUGGCUAGCAGCACACUGGAGUUCCACUGCUGCUUUUCAGAAACUGGUGGGCAGCAGUGAAGAUGUUAGGCAUCUUGUCAAUUUCAUGGUGCUUGAGAAAGCUAGGAAUAGCCUAAGAGGUGACACUGGAGUUACUCACCAGGGAGGAGAACCCAAAAAGCAGAGGUUGUGGGAAACUUCUUCCUCUCACCUUCCUGGCAGCUGUCAAGAAGAGGAUUUUCCCACCUCGCAACAGCCUGGUGGCUCUAAAGGAGUGAGAGAAGAGACAGAAAGCUCCUUCCUCCCUUCCAGCUGCUAAAGCAGGGAUGGGCAGACUUUUUGGCCCGAGGGCCACAUCUGGGUGGGGAAAUUGCAAGCAGGGCCAUGAAUGUAGGGCUGGGGCAGGCGGUUGGGGUGCGGGAGGGAGU
Messenger RNA from Caretta caretta (loggerhead turtle), 4256 nucleotides. It is a transcript of the gene ZNF648, whose product is annotated as zinc finger protein 648. Gene Ontology annotation, biological process: regulation of gene expression. Lineage: Eukaryota; Metazoa; Chordata; Testudines; Cheloniidae. The record is from RefSeq and is a predicted model, not a curated record. Gene Ontology annotation, cellular component: nucleus.